AAGCAGCUGCUGCUGCCCAAAGCAGCCGACGCCACCGCCCACACGUCUCCUCCACCUCCCAAUCCCCACUUGUUCGCCUCCCCCCGGCCUCCCUGAUCCGUGCCGCCCUCCCCCACCCCGUCAACCAGGAGCGCAGCCGCUUGUCGGUGCGGAAAUGCGGGUUCGUCUUGCGGCGCCGCGGUGAGCUAUUGAUUGCUGGUGGUAGCUCGCCCCGGGCACCGGCGAUGGGCUGCUUCCCGUGCUUCGGCUCCACGCGCGAGGAGGAGCUCAAGUACUACGGAUCCAAGGGCCCCGGCGGAGGCAAUGGCGGUGGUGGGCGAGCGACCGCGUCCUCGUCCUCGUCCGCUGCAGCUGGUGGUGGAGGCGGCCGGGUAGAAGAGGCCGUGGUGGCGCCGCCGCGUGCUCAGAGGGGCCCCGCAGGGGCCGACAAGACACGAGCUAAAGGCAAUGCUGGCUCGAAGAAGGAGCUUUCAGUACUCAGGGACGCCAGUGGCAAUGUCAUCUCUGCUCAGACCUUCACCUUCCGCCAGCUUGCAGCCGCAACGAAGAACUUUAGAGAUGAAUGCUUCAUUGGGGAGGGAGGGUUUGGGCGCGUUUACAAGGGCCGCCUUGACAUGGGCCAGGUUGUUGCUAUCAAACAGCUGAAUAGGGAUGGUAAUCAAGGAAACAAAGAAUUUCUAGUGGAAGUUCUCAUGCUUAGUUUGCUGCAUCAUCAAAACCUUGUCAAUUUGGUUGGUUAUUGUGCUGAUGGAGAUCAACGCCUUCUCGUGUAUGAGUACAUGCCACUUGGAUCAUUGGAGGACCAUUUGCAUGAUCUCCCUCCUGACAAGGAGCCUUUGGAUUGGAACACUAGGAUGAAAAUUGCUGCGGGUGCUGCUAAAGGGCUGGAGUACCUGCAUGACAAGGCACAGCCACCAGUUAUUUACAGGGAUUUCAAGUCAUCAAAUAUUCUAUUGGGCGAGGGCUUCCAUCCAAAGCUAUCAGACUUCGGUCUUGCUAAGUUGGGUCCUGUUGGUGACAAGUCUCAUGUCUCAACGCGUGUUAUGGGAACAUAUGGUUAUUGUGCUCCAGAAUAUGCUAUGACAGGACAACUUACAGUUAAGUCAGAUGUUUACAGCUUUGGAGUUGUCUUGCUCGAGCUGAUUACUGGCCGAAAGGCCAUUGACAGCACCAGACCAGCGUCAGAGCAAAACCUUGUGUCAUGGGCACGGCCCCUUUUCAAUGACAGGCGCAAGCUCCCAAAGAUGGCUGACCCGGGCCUGGAGGGGCAGUUUCCUACACGGGGACUUUACCAGGCGCUUGCGGUGGCAUCAAUGUGCAUCCAGUCAGAGGCUGCAUCGCGCCCACUCAUCGCCGACGUUGUGACUGCUCUGUCAUACCUUGCAAACCAGAUUUAUGAUCCUAGCUUAGCGCACGCAUCCAAGAAAGCAGGCGGCAGCGACCAGCGGAACCGGGUCGGUGACAGUGGAAGGGCGCUUUCCAAGAAUGACGAUGCAGGCAGCUCUGGCCACAGGUCGCCGAGCAAGGACCGGGCCGACUCCCCCAGAGAGCAGUUCCCGGGGGCUGCGAACAGGGGCCAGGACAGGGAGCGAAUGGUGGCAGAGGCAAAGAUGUGGGGCGAGAACUGGCGGGAGAAGCGGCGAGCUGCUCAGGGGAGCCUGGAUUCUCCGACCGGAGGCGGGUAGCGUCAGUCACCAAAGACUGUUUCGCCCGUGCGUGCUCUGUCUCAGACUGUUUUUUGCCUUUGUGUGGUGAGGAUGAGGAUUCCCGUGUUUGUUAGGUGUACAUUUGUAGGUGUAAAACAACAGAAAAGGGAACGUUGGGGUGAAAAUGGAGGGAAGAGAAGGAUGCUUGUUCUGGAUGUUUAUGAGUGGUGCCUGUAAAUUAUCGGAAAAUUUUGC
Zea mays is the source of this 1901-nucleotide messenger RNA. Its product is annotated as serine/threonine-protein kinase NAK. The record is from RefSeq and is marked validated. NCBI's taxonomy places the organism in Eukaryota, Viridiplantae, Streptophyta, Magnoliopsida, Poales, Poaceae. Gene Ontology annotation, molecular function: protein kinase activity; ATP binding. Gene Ontology annotation, biological process: protein phosphorylation.